Messenger RNA from Scophthalmus maximus (turbot), 5594 nucleotides. Its product is annotated as zinc finger protein 638. The record is from RefSeq and is a predicted model, not a curated record. The transcript has 25 exons. The coding region runs from base 16 to 5355 and encodes 1779 amino acids. Gene Ontology annotation, molecular function: nucleic acid binding; zinc ion binding. Gene Ontology annotation, cellular component: nucleus. Lineage: Eukaryota; Metazoa; Chordata; Actinopteri; Pleuronectiformes; Scophthalmidae.
CGGAGUGGCGUGGAGAUGCUGAAGACAAACGAGGAGAAGCGUGGCCACAGGAACGGCCUUAACUUCACAGGAGCAGCUCUUUGCCUCGCUGUGCAAACAGACAGUAAUUCGCGCCUUGCUCCUACCCUUCGCUUGGAACCCAGAGGAUCAUUCUCUAUUGCCAACAGCACCAGAGGGAAACAUUUGGAGUUCAACACAUUUGGACCAGUGGCUGGUGCUGCUGCAGUAACGGCUCUCCAGUUGGCACAGAUUGAGAUUCGGGCCCAAAUUGCUCUCCAGCAGCUUUCCUCCCUUGCAACCAUAACUGUUGGUAACCAGUGUCUCAACAACAACAACAACAACGACAACAACAGGUUUGCAGCGGCAUUACCUCGUCAACUGGCACUCCUGAGUCUUCUCAGUAGACAACAGGUGUCAGCUAUUGGGUUUAACAGGGACACAAUCUGUAAAACCUUCAAAGCAACACAACCUUGUCUUCCUGCUGCCAUGUACCACCACCACUCCCAGCAACAGGGGCCCCAGCCCUUCUCAAAUGGGCCCAGGCCUCAUCAUCAGCCACAUCCAAAUCAACAUCAGAAUCACACGCCAUCUGAUAUGCUGACACAGGCGAUGGGUUUUCAAUUUCCUCGUCCCACACAGCUCCCCGAUGAGCUAGAGUCUGCCCUGGCUAUUCGGGGUGCAAGGGACAUGGACCAUCGCCUCAUUGACCACAUGAACCCACCAAACCAACACCAGAACCAAGGCUCAGUGACUGGGAUCAAUCAACAUGGAACCUACAGCUCUUCAAUGCUCACCUCUGACAAUCAGGGAGGUCACCAGCAAGGAGUAGACUGGUCAAAUUACCAACCUCCAACUAAACUGUUUGGCAGUCCAUCGCCUAGUUCAAGCCAUCAGUCACAACGACACCAGGGGCCCCAACAGCAGCCUGAGAGCAGCCACGCUGGAACAAGCUGGACUACCACUGUAAGUGACUCACCGUCGCCACAAGGCAGACAUCCCCAUGGUGGUGCAAGUAGUGGUGGAGGGGAUGGUCCGGGUCUGUACACACCGGAGAGUGCAGGAAGCAUCUUGGCUAGUUUUGGACUUUCAAAUGAGGACUUGGAAGUGCUGAGUCAUUACCCUGAUGAUCAGCUAACACCAGAUACUUUACCAUUCAUACUGCGUGACAUCCAAAUCAACAAGACAGGCAAGCAGAAAACUGUGGCUUGCACUUCCUCAUCGUCGUUCUCAUGCAGUACCCAUGAUAUGCCACAGCUACCUUCUCACACGUCGCCAUCAGCUCAUUCACGCUCCCCAGAAGUGCCCAGCCUUCUUACUGUUACACAGACAGCAGGCAAAGUCAUUGACUAUGGUCAUUCCAGCCGAGCAAAGGAUGAGAAUAGUAGCAGAGAGACUUUCAAAAGAGAGCAGCUCUCCAAUGAAAAGACAGUUAAAAUGUACCCAUCCUCAUCUGGUCCAAAAGGAGAUAAAGCUGAAAGGAGGCACAUUCAUUUGGAACACACUGAACCAAGCAAGCAUGGAGACCGGGACUAUCGCAGGGCAAGUAGCGACCAGCAGAAGACCAAUCGAGAAAUACCACCACCCUCCAAAUCUCGUAAUCUAGACAGAGACUACAGGCAUGACGGACCAAAACCAAGGCCUUCAUCCGAAGCCAGGAGUGAAAAUUCCUCAAGACGAUCUCUCUCCUCCUCGUCUGGCUCAAAACCUCACAGCAGCAGCAGCAGCAGCAAGACGUUGCCUACCCCCACCAUGAUAAGUGAUUUCUCAGCUGUGUCUCCAAAGGUGUAUCCCCACACCUGCUCCCUGUGCCACAUACUGUGUGAUCAGGAAAAGGACUGGGUUGACCAUAUUAACACCGUCAACCACACUGCUGCCUGCAGAGACCUGCGCAACAAGUACCCUGAAUGGAAACCAAAUGUACCAAGGCGGGGUGGACGAUAUGGCCGCCAGGCUCAGUGGGAUCCCAAGGAUCGCUCUCCAUCCCGUUCGGUGACUGGAUCCCUCUCUUGCUCUCCUACCCCGAGUCCACCUCACAACAAACACAGACUGGGCCCACAUCCACACAGGCCACAUGGGAAACUCUACCCUCCUCACCCACGUUACCACCACUUUCCAGACCAUGGCCAUAGGUUGGAGCACCACCACUCUGGCUCACAGAGUCCCAUUCACUCCCAACGAACCACCAGAGAGCAUCGGCCUGGGAAGAGGGCCAGGGAUUCACCUGGGGUUUCCUCUCGAGGUGGUGUGAAGCGCCCAGAAGACAACUCAGCCAAGUGCUUCAGAGUCACCGGUCGACUUCCAGCCUCUAGGGGGGCUCACAACUCAAAACAUGGACUAUCACAGCCCAACACCAAAACUGUCAAGAGUGGGACAAAGAAUGGAACCAAGAUGCCCAAGACUGCAAGUGCAAAGGCUGCUGACACAUCCGUCAAGCCUCCACUGACCAAAAAGAAGAGAAAAAUGGUGAAUCCAGCCUCCCAGGUUUCGUCUGUUGCAGGCCGCCUGGUUUAUCUGACGGGCAUUCCAAAUGACGCCUCGGAGCAGGAAGUCACCGACUUGGUCGGGUUCUUUGGCAAGAUCAACAACGUGAUCCUCAUGCCAUGCUCUGAGAGGGGGAGCGAGAUUGGUGAAGGGCAAAAGGCAUCUGUUUGCAUGGUGAGGGCUGAAGACGCCCAGACACUGGCCAAGUCCACAGAUCUGUCCAUCAGAGACCAGCACAUCACCGCUUCAACAGCCAAGAAACCUGAAAGAGGACAGUCUUCUGAUGCCAGUAACAGCAAACCUGCACCAGGACAGAUCAAGGCUGCUGCUGCUGCUGCUGGGGAAGACUCAGGAAGCGAGGUUUACCAGAAGACUUCAGAUGAGAAAGGCACGAUGUUGAUCACAGGGCUUCCUGAGGGCAGCUGGUCAGAGAGUGACAUCAUCAAGCUGAUCCAGCCCUUUGGGACCCCAUCUGAUAUCAUCCUGGCAACACAAAUUGGAAAGGUACUUUUGUCAGUGUCUGACACGGAGAUUGCUCAAGAGAUAAUGAAAGUCCACAGCUUCGUCCCUGCAAAGAUCGAAGACUCAGAGCUGAAGAUAAUCCAAGUCAAACAGCGUAUUGGCCUCAGCACACCGGUGGCUCUCUACAAUCUCCUGAUGGGAUCACUGGACCCCAUAGAGAGUCCUGUUCCAGUCGGCUGGAGCAGCCUCUUGGUGAUCAGUAAUGUUCCCAACACACCCUCUGGCUCCUCUGAGGUCCAGAAACUGGUGCAGCGCUUUGGUACCGUCAUCAAGACUCUAGUGCUCAACAAUAUGGUCAUUUUCGAGAUGGCAACUGCAGCCAUGGCCUUGUCUGUUUACAAACGCUUCCAGACAUUUCCGUGCAUCAUCCAGAACAACCCUCUGUUCUUCUCCCGAAAGCCGGACCCAAAGUCCAGCUCACAGACAAAAGUCAUCGCUGCAUACCUGGAUUCAUCUGAGGAUUUAUCUGCAAACAGCAAGAGCAGCCAAAUGGCAGCAGCUCCCGAUGAAGCGCAGACUGCACAGAAAGAAAAGUCUGAAUGUCCUAUGGAGGACACGGAAAAAGAUGUUGUCGAGUUGGAAAAGGAAAUGAAGGACACAGAGGAAACGGCUGGUGAAGACGAAGCUUUGGAAGACAGUGGGAUCAAAGACGAGAUCCAAAAAAACAGACCUGUCGCCGCUGUUUCCGACUCUUCGGCCCCACCAGAUGUCAAACCAGAAACAGCGAUGGACACAGACAUGAGGGAAAUAUCAGCUGUUGUAAGUGUAGUGGAGACGGAAGAAGAGAAAGAAUUAGUCAAUGCAUCUGAAGCAGGAAAUGACAAGACUCCGGCUGGUGAGGAGAAAAAACUGUUUAGCUGUGAUGACAAAGCAGCCUCCGGGAAGACCGUCAUGAAGUUAGUGCUACCUAAGGUUACUCAAGAAAUGGUUAACACACUGCUUGUGGAGUGCAGAACAAGAACUGCCAGCCAUCCCGACAACGUCGCAAAUUCCGCCUGUGGAUUAGGUGGGGAGACGUCAGAGGAGGGCGGAAAAGCUGCACCGGAAACAAAAGUGCCGGUUAAGAGCGGCACAGAAGAGGAGACGAAAAAGCAGGAGAAGGAGAGGAGAGAGAGGGAAGUGAGAAAGGAGAAGGAAGCGAGGGAGAGAGAGAGGAAGGAGAGGGAGAGGAGAGUCCGGGAGAGGGAGGACAGGGCAAAGAGGGAGAGAGAGUGGGAUGAAAGAGGCAGGAGAGAGAGGGAGGAGGAAAAGAGGGAGAGAGAGAGGAGGGAGAGGAAGAGGACACACGGUGAAGGUUUGUCCGCACCAAGGUCAUCUUGCAGGUCAGAGGGAAUCAAGCAAAGCUGCCACAGGGAUGAACGGUUCAACAACUCGGAGGCUGACAACAAAAUGGUGGUGGAGGAGGAGGAGGAAGAAGAGUUCCCAUUCAACAUGAGUGACUUUGUGACAGUAGAUGAAGUAGGAGAUGUCUCCGACCUCGCUCCUUCUCCUUCUCCAGUUAUUUCCAUGGAAACCACAGAGGGAGGGGAGGAUGCUCCCACAUCGGUCCAACAGAACGAUCCACAGGACACUCCCAUGGAGGUUGCCACAGAAACGGCGAUGACUGAUGCCACGGUGACCUUGGCUGAGGAGCAAGUAUCCGAGUGUGGACCUGCGAGCGCAGCAGCAGCAGCUGGGUCUUCUGACAGUUCAGCAUCAUCUGCCCCGACACCUGGGGAAGUUCUCGCCGCUGCAGUAUCCACCAGCUUACUGGCUUCACAAGCAGACUCCUCUCCAAGCCAAUCACCAGAGGCACCGGACUCUGAAGCGACACUAAUAGCUGCCCCGGAGUUUGAACACCUUCCCAUGCCCGCCCCUGCAGCUUCAGACAACCCACCUGAACCUGCCCCAGCAGAAAACCCCUCAAACAGCCCAGCAACAGGGCCGGUGCCUGCAGACAGUGAAGGAGAUAAGAAAGAAGACAGCCAGGCUGAAGAGGGGGCUGGAGUGUUGGACAAAUUGGAGGAGCGGGAGAAGAGGCAUGAUCAGGUGGACAAAAAUACAGGAGCUCCUGCUGCAGAGACCGCAAAGCAUCAGAGCUCUGAAGACCAAACACACACACAGGAGGAGUGUGUGAAGAUGAGACUGCAGACAAAAAACACAGAAUGCUCCCUCCCACCAUUUGACCCCAGCAGCCCAGUUGGUAUGGAGUUCUUGGUCCCAAAGACGGGUUUCUUCUGUAAAGUGUGUAAUCGAUUCUUCAGUGGAACAAAAGAGGCCGAACUCAGCCACUGCAAAACUGUCAAACACUACGAGAGCCUGCGGAAAUACCUGCAGAGUCCGAAGACGGUGAACGUGAUAACCAAACCCUGACCCUUGCUGAACGUGACUCUGAAAACCAGUGACUGAAUUAUGCCAUUCCCCUUCUUUUGUAUUGUCUUCAUUUCUUAUUUUAAGGGACAUAAUGUCAUGUUAGUGUUAGACUAGUUUCAUUUUCCAAUCAGCACAUUCAUUUUUCUUGUACAAUGAAGAGAAAUUAAUGGAACUGUACUGUGGCGAAUGGCAGCCAUUAUGCACAGUCAAUAAAAUGUGUACUCAGUUGUCCUUUAUAA